AUGUUUGGCGGCAGUUCCAACAACUCAGCGGGCAACAAAUCCGAGAGCGAUUCAAAAUCCGACAAAUCCCCUUCUCCCGAGCCCGGUACAGGCCUUAGUGCCCCAUCUCCCAUCAAGACAACUGAUCAGGCUGCGAGCGGUGAAAAACGUAGCGGAAAUGGCAGUCCACCAACUCGCCAGGACGUUGGCGGGCCGAGUGACAAGAAGCGCAGAAGUAGCAGCGUCAGUAGCCGGGCGAGUAGUCUUCUGGCCUCUGCAAAGAACUCGCUCAACUUCUCUUCUCAGAGUAGUCGCGGCGGAGGCUCCGAAGUGAACUCGCAGACAUCUCUUCAGAAACUCGGCAAGCAGGAUCCUGCUCUCGCAGUCCCUCAGGGCCAACAUAACAACUCUGCUGGAGACUCUAUGCCCGGACCCAAAUCUACAUUUCGUGUUGGCGUUUGGGAAGAUAGGAACAAGAAAUGCCGCCGAACUAUGGAAGACACUCAUGCUUUCCUGUACAAUUUUGUGCAGACCCCAGCUCUGAGCGACGCAUCCGCAAAGGAUAAACCGCAAGGAGACGACCUGGUCACUUCUGAUAUGGUUGAGUCGGACAAUGGCUAUUUUGCUAUCUUUGAUGGGCAUGCAGGCACAUUCGCCGCCGAUUGGUGUGGCAAAAAACUACAUAUUAUCCUCGAGGAUAUCAUACGCAAGAACCCUAAUGCUCUGAUCCCUGAAGUUUUAGACCAGGCCUUUACAGCUGCUGACGCGCAGCUUGAAAAACUUCCGCUUAAGAAUAGCGGCUGCACCGCGGCGGUCGCAGUAUUGCGCUGGGAGGACCGGGCCGCAAACGACCGAUCUGCCAUCAAGUCCGCCAAACCAGAAGAGCCCAUCGAAAUGGAUAAGGCCAAUGAUGGAUCAUCCAACGAAGAGGCGACCAAGGCCACAAAUUCAAAGGGCAAAGGUAGCGGACGGCAGCGCGUACUGUACACCGCAAACGUUGGCGACGCUCGCAUCAUUCUCUGCCGAGGUGGAAAGGCUCUACGACUCUCUUACGACCACAAGGGCAGUGACGAGGUCGAAGGCAAACGCAUUGCCGCUGCCGGCGGGCUGAUCCUUAACAAUCGUGUCAAUGGCGUACUGGCCGUGACUCGUGCCCUUGGCGACGCUUACAUGAAGAAGCUCGUUACGGGCCACCCUUAUACCACUGAGACGGUCAUUCAGCCCGACAGUGACGAGUUUAUUAUCAUUGCUUGCGAUGGAAUCUGGGAUGUAUGCAGUGACCAGGAGGCCGUUGACCUUGUUCGCAACGUGGAGGACCCCAUCUCGGCCUCGAAGCAGCUUGUCGACUAUGCGCUGAACCGCUUCAGCACUGAUAACUUGUCUUGUAUGGUCGUUCGGCUUGACCAAAACAAGGAAGCUGCGGUGGAAGUGGAAGGCGCGGCGUCACAGGUCAGUGAGGCGGACAAGAUUGUCAGCGAGACUAAGCAAAAGAUCGCAGAAGGUACAGCGCCCGCCGUCGGCGUAUCAGCAACCAGCAACGCGCCCCAAUCCCAACCUCCUAUAGCUGUUCAGGAGGGCGAUUUUGUGCCGACCUCGCUGGACGACAUAGUAACUGAAGAACCUCCCCAUGUUGCAGAUCCCAAGUCAGACGAGGUGCCUGUACUGAACAGGGCGGCCGUUUUGGAGGCUCGGAAAGACAAGCCAGCAGAAGAUAAGCCGGUUGAAGAGAAAGAGAAACCUCAUGGGCAGGAAUAA
Messenger RNA from Fusarium pseudograminearum CS3096, 1734 nucleotides. RefSeq lists its product as uncharacterized. Gene Ontology annotation, biological process: protein dephosphorylation. The record is from RefSeq and is a predicted model, not a curated record. The transcript has 2 exons. The coding region runs from base 1 to 1734 and encodes 577 amino acids. Gene Ontology annotation, molecular function: cation binding; protein serine/threonine phosphatase activity. Lineage: Eukaryota; Fungi; Ascomycota; Sordariomycetes; Hypocreales; Nectriaceae.